AUGGAAUUGGACAUGCCUCUUGAUUACGCAUCAUUCCAACUCUCACCAAAACAUUCAAGAUGUGAAUUGAUUGGUUCCAGUAUUGGAAACACUGAAAAGCUUGCAUCGGGUUUAGUGAAGCCAAUUUUGACACAUUUGAAGGUUGUGGAGGAACAAGUUGGAUCCUUAGCUCAAUUCAUUAAGCUUGAAGGAUCAUCUGAUCAACUAUCGAAUAACAUAGGUGAUGGUAGAUCAAGCACAACAACUAGGGCUGAUGCAAUAAAGAAGGAGCUUUUGAGGGAAAUUGAUGUAAGGCCGAUAGCUAUGAAGCAGGAUUUGAAUACAACUUGUGCUCGUGCCACUGCUGCUAGUUUUAACCAUGACCCAGUAGCUAACCUCCAGUUGUUUGCAGAGAGAUUUGGUGCCACUCGCCUAAAGAUCUUCGCAAAUAAGGUGGUGUUCUUUGAUUGGUUCAAGAUGAAACUUCCUCAAUGCAAAGACUCUCAUCUUAUGGUGGUGGUUUCUAGGCUAAAAUCAAAGAUUUUAUCUAUUGAAUUAGAUUAUAUUGCAGCAUGGGACCAUAUACCAAUCCAUGUUGCAAGAGAAUUUAAACCAGAUAUAAUUCUAGUUUCAGUAGGAUUUGAUGCAGCUAUUGGUGAUCCUCUUGGAGGCUGUUGUAGUACACCGAUCCCUGUUGUAUUUUUAAACAACUAUGGGAGGUUCAGAAGAGGAAUUUAA
This is a messenger RNA of Lactuca saligna, 717 nucleotides long. NCBI's taxonomy places the organism in Eukaryota, Viridiplantae, Streptophyta, Magnoliopsida, Asterales, Asteraceae. The record is from the annotation of a GenBank genome assembly.